Molecule: messenger RNA, 2238 nt
Organism: Erpetoichthys calabaricus (reedfish)
Lineage: Eukaryota; Metazoa; Chordata; Cladistia; Polypteriformes; Polypteridae
Exons: 10
Coding region: 181-1935 (584 amino acids)
Source: RefSeq, a predicted model, not a curated record
CCUACAACACACCAUCGCUUUCGUCUCCACGCCCACUCUCAUUAGACGAAUAGUGGCUGGCUGCUGCUGAUUUGUAACAACCAAUCAUCUUGUCUCGCUUCGCUAAGACAUUGUUUUUGAAAGAAAGUUCGUUUGGGGAGAUAGCGGCGUUGACGGGUAGCUUUGUAAAAAUUAAGUACAAUGGAGAAUGAUUUAGAAAGUAACUGUGACUUCAAUAUGAGAAUGAAGAUGAACGAGCAAUGGUUUCAGCAGUGCUUGGAGGCAAUAUGUGAAAAGUAUAACCAGCCUUUUGAAGAGGACGUUAUCGUUGACCUGGAUUCUAUGACCUAUGAGUCUUCAACAGGAGUUCACCCUUGGAAAGGAGAGGCUCCCAGAAGAACAUCAGGAAAGGAUAAAAAAAAUGUCAAGCAUUCAGUAUCUGACAAUGAUGAGAAUACAGUGCAAACCGCAAUAUACCGUAAAUUUCCUGUUGACUAUUUAUCACAAGACAGACCUGACAAAAGUAGAUACGUGUGGCAUUCAGUAUCUGACAGUGAUGAGAAUACAGUGCAACCCGCAAUAUACCGUAAAUUUCCUGUUGACUAUUUAUCACAAGAAGACAGACCUGACAAAAGAAGAUCCGUGUGGGGGUCCAGUAAUAUUAGUGCCACAAUGGAUCCUGCAAAUACAACAAUGACUAUAGAUGAACCCAGUCCUUCUAAGCAGGAGCUGAGCAAAAUAACGCAUUCAGUAUCUGACAAUGAUGAGAAUACAGUGCAAACCGCAAUAUACCGUAAAUUUCCUGUUGACUAUUUAUCACAAGACAGACCUGACAAAAGAAGAUAUGUGUGGGUCAAAUGUGACGAAAUGUCAGAGGAGGCGCCUGCAUGCCCAACUGCUAAGGACAGCAGCUUUUAUUUUUCUUCGUUUGUAUGUCUUGAAAGUCCAGCAGCAAAUGAAGAGCUGAAGUUUAACCUGAGUGGAUCCUUUAAUGCUGAUAAUUACGAAACAAGUUCUGACCGCAAUAACCUUUCUUCUAUUCUGGACUUGUCACGGGUCUAUCCGUUAAUGGUGGCUAAAAUGAAGGCAGCCAUCCAAAGUCAAGUGAAAACGAGUGCCGCUAACGCAGUGCAGAGAUUUUAUCGGAAACUAAUGAGCCACAAAGUAAAAGCACGCAAGAUGGCGAUUGUGAAAUGGAGAAUGAAUAACUCUCAACAACUGAAGGAGCACUCCCUGCCAUUUUGUGCUUCCGAGUCCGUUGGUCAACCUUUUAACACUAAGCUGAUUGCAAAUCCUACUUUUAGUACGAGUCCAUCAAAACUCGGUUUACUUCAAUGCAACAUGUCUGCAUUAAGUGUGAGCAGCAGCUCAACUGUCAAGAAGCCUUUGAUGCUGGAAGCUUCAGUCAAGCCGUUGGCUCUCACGACCCAUGUGUGCUUUUCACCAAAAGAAAAGAAUAAAGGAAGUCCAUCAAGUCCUUUAAGGGUCCAGCAGUUGAGGAGGACACACACAGAACAGUUUAUGGAUCACCAGCAGCAGAUGCCGCCAUCCUCGCCAAGUAGCCGGUCUCUUCAGAUCUCAUGCAGUUUUAUAUUGGGAACUCCUCCAAGAGUAAAACAGCACUCUGAUUUGAAGAAGUUGGUUCGGAGGAAGUUGAGAGUCGAGUCCAGCGGUGAUUCUUUAAGUGGCCCUUCGUCACUGCAGAGAAGACAUUCAUUUUCAGGCUCGCUGCAGUCUUCUUGCAAUGAAGAUGUUCACAGCAGAUUUGAAUCCAUGUACCAGAAACUUCUUUCUCCCAGACAUUUCAAGAGUUAUUUAAGUACAUUUGAUGUCUCAGAUGUACAGAGGGGCCCAUCCAUGCUACAUGCUGUAACCCCAAACAGAAAAAACAAGAGAGGUACUUUUUGUUAUGAUGAUGAUGAAGAUGCCAUGCUGCGAAAAAGGCAACGCAAUUAAGUGUCCCUUCAAAAUCCAACUUCCACUGUUCACUGUGCUGGCUGUCCCGGGCCGUACUGUCAGAACAAAACGGAACCAUCAAUGGAAGCCGAGCAGCCGAUGUGUCAGCAGACCGGUAAGAAGUUUAGUUCACUGUGAAGUUCGUUUACUGGUUAUGGAUACUUCAGGAGUUGUAAAUGUUUGAGUUUUUGAAUGUGUUAAUGGAAGUCUCUUGACUGGACCUGUUUGUGUUGUCAGUACGUUCAAAUUGUGUCCUGAUUUGACAACAGAACUUAACAUCCUGCUUAUUUUUCAUAUGUUAAA